Messenger RNA from Momordica charantia (bitter melon), 2358 nucleotides. RefSeq names its product Tetratricopeptide repeat (TPR)-like superfamily protein. Gene Ontology annotation, biological process: RNA modification. The record is from RefSeq and is a predicted model, not a curated record. Gene Ontology annotation, molecular function: protein binding; RNA binding; zinc ion binding. Lineage: Eukaryota; Viridiplantae; Streptophyta; Magnoliopsida; Cucurbitales; Cucurbitaceae.
GCAAUUCGUCCGUUUUGAGACGAUGAUAUGAACAAGCGGCCGCGCCCCAGUGUGAGUGCCUUUCUUUAAUCUUUGCUUUCCUGUCCGGUAAGGCUUCAUCUUGGAAUUUGUAGCAUAUUCACAUCCCGUCAUAAUCUCCGGAGCAAACGCUGCACUGCGUUUGAAAGAUAAUGGUAGAUGGUAUUUUUGCCUCGAUGCUGCUCCUUAUUUCUGUUUCCUACCGAAUUUUUCAUCCGCCACUACCAGGAUCCUUCAGUUCUGUUCAAAUUCUUGACCCACUCAAGAAAACAUCACCCCCUUCUUCUGCGGUCAUUUCACUCGGUCCAUCAAUUAGAAACUUCAGAAGCGCUUGUUUCAGCUCUGGUGAUCGCUGUGAACUCUUGCACUUCCGUCUCCAAUUGCAGGACAAUUCAUGCCCGAGUAAUCAAAUCUUUUCUUUAUAGAGAUGGGUUCAUUGGGGAUCAGCUGGCCGCUUGCUAUAAUAAUCUGGGUUGUGCAGAGGAUGCACAGAAGCUGUUUGAUGAUAUGCCUGAUAAGGAUUUGGUUUCUUGGAACUCACUGAUUUCGGGUUUUUCACGAGGAAAGUGUCUUGAUAUGACCCUAAAAGCAUUUUAUUUGUUGAAGUUUGAAAUGUCAAUUAAACCCAAUGAGAUCACGAUUCUAUCGAUGAUAUCAGCUUGUAAUGAAGCUUUAGAUGCAGGGAAGUAUAUUCAUGGCUUUGCAGUUAAAGUCGGCGUUUUUUUGGAAGUUAAGGUCGUUAAUUCUCUCAUUAACAUGUAUGGGAAGUAUGGGGAUUUACAAUCAGCUUGUAGAUUGUUUGAGGCUGUUCCAUACCCGAAUACGAUAUCAUGGAAUUCAAUAAUUGGAGCUCAAGUUACUAAUGGCUGUGCACAAAAGGGAAUUGACUGUUUUAAUAAGAUGAGAAGGCUUGGGAUUGAGCCGGAUGAAGGGACUAUCCUGGCAGUGCUUCAAGCUUGCGAGCAUUUGGGUAUAGGAAAAUUGGCAGAAGGCAUUCAUGGUUUAAUCUUCCGCAAUGGUCUAGGCACGAAAAUCAGCAUAGCAACUGCUCUUUUAGAUUUGUUCGCAAAAUUGGGGAGAUUAAGUGCUUCAUGUGAUGUUUUUUGGGAGAUGGGCUGUGCAGACAGAGUUGCAUGGACUGCUAUGCUUGCAGGAUAUGCAGCACAUGGAUUGGGAAGGGAAGCGAUCAAGCUUUUCGAGAGCAUGACCGAGAAUGGUUUGGUGCCUGAUCACGUAACUUUUACUCACUUGCUUAGCGCUUGUAGUCAUUCAGGGCUAGUCAGAGAGGGGAAAAGUUACUUCAAUAUGAUGUCUGAAGUCUAUGGAAUUGAGCCCAGGCUAGAUCAUUAUUCAUGUAUGGUCGAUCUACUCGGUCGUUGUGGACUUUUGAACGAUGCUUAUGAGGUGAUACAAAACAUGCCUAUGGAGCCUAAUGCUGGUGUGUGGGGUGCUCUUCUUGGUGCUUGUAGAGUUUAUGGUAACAUUGAACUUGGUAAGGAAGUUGCAGAGCAUUUGAUUAAUUUGGAACCUCUGGACUCCAGAAACUAUAUCAUGUUAUCAAAUAUGUAUUCUGCAUCUCGUUCUUGGAAGGAUGCUGCCAAAGUGAGGGCCUUGCUAAAGGAGAGAGGUCUGAGAAGAAACCCCGGAAGUAGCUCCAUUGAACAUGAAAACAAGAUCCACUGCUUCUUAGUCGGUGAUCAAUCUCACCCCAAGUCGGAGAAGAUCUAUUCCAAGCUCGAAGAAUUGCUCGAAAAAAUAAGGAAAGCUGGAUAUAGUCCAAGAACAGAGUAUGUUCUACAAGACGUUGAAGAGGAAGUUAAGGAGGAUAUGAUAAACAAGCACAGCGAGAAGUUGGCCAUUGCGUUUGGGCUGUUGGUGUGUAAAGAAGGAGCAGCUUUGAUCAUAACAAAAAAUCUUAGAAUUUGUGGAGAUUGUCAUAACACUGCAAAGCUCAUAUCAUUGAUCGAAAGGCGUACCAUUAUUAUCCGAGAUCCAAAACGCUUUCACCAUUUCUCAGAUGGAUUCUGUUCUUGUGGAGAUUACUGGUUGCAAAUCUGGAACAAUUGACCUUGCGCCUUCGCUUUCUCUGUAUCUGAAACUUUUUGAUCUAAAACGAGGGAACUCGAAAGAGAGAGAGUUGUCGGCGGCGACGGUUGGUAAGCCAGUGGCGGCUGCAGGGAAAGGGUAGGGAGAGAGAAGGAAAGAGAUAUGAAAAUGCCACAUCAACCCUAAAAUCAAUAUAUUUUAACACCUCAUUAAAAAAAUCCAUGUUAGCAGAGUCUAUUGAGAACCAUUUUUUAAAAGCUGAGGAUUAAAAUGUCAGCAUUUGAAAUCUAUGGA